Balaenoptera acutorostrata (minke whale) is the source of this 558-nucleotide messenger RNA. RefSeq names its product glycine cleavage system H protein, mitochondrial-like. The record is from RefSeq and is a predicted model, not a curated record. The transcript has 2 exons. Lineage: Eukaryota; Metazoa; Chordata; Mammalia; Artiodactyla; Balaenopteridae. Gene Ontology annotation, cellular component: glycine cleavage complex; cytoplasm; mitochondrion. Gene Ontology annotation, biological process: glycine decarboxylation via glycine cleavage system; protein lipoylation. The coding region runs from base 1 to 558 and encodes 185 amino acids.
AUGUAUUUCUGUAUCCUUCAGCCAAAGCAUUUUGUUGAUUUUCAGAAAAGGAAAGGAGAAGCGUGGCCCGGAGAACAGGGCGCCGCGAGCGAGCGGCACGGAGCGCGGGGACCGCGGUCUGCAUCCUGCGCGCCGACGCGCCCGGCCCGGCGGCCUUGGGGGCUGCGCACCGGCCCGGCUCUGCUGUCGCUGCGGAAAGUCACAGACCAGCACGAACGCGUAACGACAGAAAGCGGGGCUGGAACCGUGCGCACCAGCAAUUUCGCACAGGAAGCUUUGGGAGAUGUUGUUUACUGUCUGCCUGAAGUUGGGGCAGAAUUGAACGAACAAGAGGAAUCUGGUGCUUUGGGAAGUGUGAAAGCGUCUAGUGAACUCUAUUCUCCUCUAACAGAAGGAACUGAAAUUGAUGAAGCUCUAGCAGGGAAUCCAGGACUUGUCAACAAAUCUCGUUAUGAAGAGGGUUGGCUGAUCAAGAGGACACGGAGGAACCCUUCAGAACUAGAUGAACGAAUGAGUGAAGAAGCAUAUGAGAAAUACAUAACAUCUACUGAGGAGUGA